This is a messenger RNA of Trachemys scripta elegans, 3471 nucleotides long. It is a transcript of the gene METTL2A, whose product is annotated as methyltransferase like 2A. The record is from RefSeq and is a predicted model, not a curated record. Gene Ontology annotation, molecular function: tRNA (cytidine-N3)-methyltransferase activity. Lineage: Eukaryota; Metazoa; Chordata; Testudines; Emydidae. Bases 29 to 1204 code for a protein of 391 amino acids. The transcript has 9 exons.
GUUCCGGUUCCGGGUCGCGCAGCCUGUCAUGGCGGCGCCCAGUGGGCCGGAGGAGGCGGCGGCCCCUGGGAGGAGGCAGCCGUUCGGGAGCCGCUUCCUGACCGACCCGAGCCGACUCUUCCAGCACAACGCUUGGGAUAAUGUAGAAUGGUCUGAAGAGCAGGAAGCCAGUGCAAGGAACAAAGUUCAAGAGAACAGCAGGCAGCUUGUUCCACAAGACAAACAAGAUGAAUAUGAGCUCAAUGCUAAUGAAUACUGGAAUGAUUUCUAUAAAAUCCAUGAAAAUGGCUUCUUCAAGGACAGACAUUGGCUGUUCACUGAAUUUCCUGAACUGGCACCAAACCAGAACCUAAGUCAACCUGAGGCUUCUGCAUACAAAGAUGGUAGCACUAGAAAACCCAUAAACACCGGGCUGGGGAGCUGUGAAAAUGGUCUUUGUUCAUUGGAAACCAGAACACAAGAGCAUCAUCAAUUGGACUCGAUGAAAGACCGUAAUAAUAUUAUCAACAGACUCGACGCAGAUGGAGAAGCAAUACUGAAGUUGGGUGACCUGAAACUAAGUGAUGGUGACUUCCCAGGAUCCUCUGCCACCUACCGUAUACUAGAGGUUGGCUGUGGUGCUGGAAAUACGGUCUUCCCAAUCUUGCAAACCAACAAUGAUCCGGGACUUUUCGUUUAUUGCUGUGAUUUUUCCAGCACAGCUGUAGAUCUUGUCCAGACCAAUGCAGAGUAUGACUCUUCUCGCUGUUUUGCCUUCGUUCAUGACCUGUGCAAGGACCAAAGCCCAUACCCAAUGCCAGAGGAGAGUCUUGACAUCGUUAUUCUCAUCUUUGUCCUAUCAGCUCUUCUCCCAGAAAAGAUGCAGCGCGUCAUGAACAGACUGAGCCGGCUUCUGAAACCAGGAGGAAUGAUUCUGUUACGAGAUUAUGGUCGUUAUGAUCUGGCGCAGCUUCGGUUUAAGAAAGGUCGGUGUCUGUCCGAUAACUUCUACGUGAGAGGCGAUGGGACCAGAGUUUACUUCUUUACACAAGAUGAAUUGGAUGCUCUUUUCACCACGGCCAGGUUGGAAAAAGUCCAGAAUCUGGUCGAUCGGCGCCUGCAGGUGAACCGAGGGAAACAAGUGACGAUGCAUCGAGUGUGGAUCCAGUGUAAAUACCGCAAGCCCUUCCCUGCAGGACAUAAGGAGAAUGGGCACAUUCAUUAGCAAGGCGUGUCUAUCACAUGUGCUGUAUUUGGACUUGCUGGGACUCUCCUCCUGUGCAGCGUGUGGCACUGAGCAGACUUGUCAUACCAUGCUGAAUUCUGACGCCUCCUGCAAUGACCAAACUAGUCGUAAGUUCACCUGCUUUGUGUGCAAGCUGGAGCUAUGCUGAGGACAACUCCACGACAAUCCUAGUUACUAGUCUUUGUUUUUAAAAUUAAGGGUGACUAACAAUUUAGCUAAGAAACGGGCACUAACUGUGUCUUGUUGAGCCUGAGCAAAAUGAGUAACGAGUCCUCUGUCUUCCGAGUGUCUGCAGGAAAAGGAACAGGAGUUUGGACCUUAUCUUCAGGUUUUGCAGUUUGCAGGACAGUGGGGUUCAUUGCAGCCAUCCACUCCACCCACACCAGCUCCUCCUGCCCCAUCACCUUUUUGUCACUCGCUGCUCCGGGUAGUGAAAACCAAAGUCACAUGACUUGCAAAUCAGCUACAGCGAGGGGUGGGUUGCCCUAACAGGUUUUAAAAGUCAGGCUGGCUAGUGAGUGCAGAUUCAUUCCAGGCCUGUGCAAGCUCCCAGAGAGAGAAUCACCUUCCAUCCUCCGUAAGGUAAUCAGCUGACUCAGUGUGGUGGACGGUGUCUAGUAGUUAACUUACUAGAAGCCUACCACAAGGUUCAAAAGCUAUCCUUGUGUUCCACACCUUUGGGAGCCAGGUUUUUUUUUUACUCUGGGGAAACUGUUUUAAAUAGAGCACGAGGAUACAGAACUGAUUUGCGAUCAACUUUGCCAGCCAUGGUUUACACCACUACUUACGUCUUUCCAAUCAAGCUAGUGUGCUGUACUACAUCUGCGCUGAGGAGAUCCAGGUUCAAGUCAGUCAAGCACGGAGCAAAAAGCAUGUUGUGAUUGGUGUCAAAGUACAGACCAGAAUAGACAAUCAUUUCUGAUUGUGGAUUUUCACACGUAUAGAGUGGAGAAGGUGGGGGAAAUUCCAUCAAGCCUAUGUUUCAUUAUCAGGAUAGGAAGAAAAUGACCAGGUUUGUGGGGGGAAAUGGGAUUGGCUAGGUGUGGGAGGGGAGAGACUGGAGGGGAUUUGGGAUGCUUCCGAGUAGCUGCUGACUUGUGACUCUCCUUCUCUCCAUCUACCUUCCACCACAACCUUCUUUUCCCCUAGUGCCUACCCCUCUCAGGAUCUCUGUGUUGGAGAGAACCCAGCCUGACACCUUCCUAAUGACUUGUUUUGGCUGACAUUGCUGGGGGGAGAGGGGCCAGGGCUGUGCUUAUGUCAUCUAGUGCACCUAACAUGCCAUUCCAUUCACAGCACGUAUAUUUUGAUGGUGAGAUGAUCAUGGGCCAAGAGUACCUACACAGGAAGGAGAUGUCAGCUCCUAAGGGGCUGUUUCAUCUCGCUGACAAAGACAUAACAAGAACCUAUGCCUGGAAGGGUGAAAGGGGAAGUAAAGAGAGAAGAAUUUGCUCCUGUCCCUUAGAAAUCAAUGGGAGCUUUGUCAUUGAGAGUAGAAGUCAAUAGGAGCUUUGUCAUUGAGACAGGACUGGGCCCAUUGGCUUGACUGGUGCUGGGAGAGCCCUCAGGCAUCAUGGUGACAUCUCCUGUCACCGUUGUCAUGUUUAGGAGCCGACCCUGUUGAUUCGUGACACUGCCACCACACAGCCAGCCUGUCCCUCUGCAAUUGUCAUUCCUAACUCCGUAGGGUGAUGCGUUCCAAGGCUGUGUACAGGUGCAAAGGUGACCCAGCAAGUCCCUUGGAGCCUCCCUUUGAGUGCCGUGCAUGCUGAUGCUAUUUUCAUGUUUAAAGUCAGACUCCAAAACAGUUCUUUGUGAAUACCUGAUUAAUGCUUGAGAGAACAGCUGGAAGAAAAGUUCUUGUUAAAGGUGCUACAAUCCUGCUCCUUCAGUUCAGGGUUGAGAGAAUUUUCAAACCACAUGGAUGGAGGAAGAAAAGACCAGACUCAAAAUGCCUACUAUUUCUAAGGCAAAAAACAUCUGGAGAAGGCAUCUUUUCUUCACAGAUAUUUAGGCUUGGCAGGAUUCAAUUUUUAUUUUUUAUGAUUUAGGUGGAUAUUGAUAUUGAAUUUUAUGCAUUUUUAUCAAUUUUCACAGUUGUGGGAAACUAUGGGGGGGAAGACAAUAGCAAUUUAAUGACCAUAGAUGUUGAGAUUCAAAAAUUUAAAGCUUUAUAACUGUUCAAACACAAAUUAUCAACCUCGCAUAUCAAAAUAUACCAAAUAAACACCCUGAAGUCAAAAACC